Messenger RNA from Nerophis ophidion (straightnose pipefish), 5223 nucleotides. RefSeq names its product leucine rich repeat containing 32 (gene lrrc32). Gene Ontology annotation, molecular function: protein binding. The record is from RefSeq and is a predicted model, not a curated record. The transcript has 4 exons. The coding region runs from base 1237 to 3192 and encodes 651 amino acids. Lineage: Eukaryota; Metazoa; Chordata; Actinopteri; Syngnathiformes; Syngnathidae.
UGACUUUAUUCGAUUAUUUUGACUUUAUCACCAUAAUUAUAAAUGUUUAUCUCAUUAAUGAUUGACCUCAAAAUUAUGGGUCCAUCUUAAAUAAUAAACUUUUUUUUGUCUUAAGACUAUAUCUCGACAUUUUAAUUUCAUAAUUGAAAAUCAUGACUAUAUUUGGACUAGUUAUUUUAUAGUUGACUUAUUGACUCUCUCAGUCAUCUUUUUAUCCCAUAAUUAUGACAUCACAAAAUUAUGACCAUGUCUCACAAUGUUGACUUUAACAUAUGCGGUCCUCUCCAAGGUUUCUCAUACUCAUCAUUGUCACUGUCACCGACGUCCCACUGGGGGGAGUUUUCCUUGCCCUUAUGUGGGCUCUACCGAGGAUGUCGGUGUGGUUUGUGCAGCCCUUUGAGACACUGGUGAUUUACGGCUGUAUAAAUAAACAUUGACUGAUUGAUAACUGACUUAUAUUAAUUAUUUGAAUUAUAAUGACGAUCUCAAAAUGUAUACUCUUUAAUGUCAUAAUUGACUUAUCUCAUAUAUUUAAAUUAUUAUGACUAUGUUUACCUAAAUGUUUGCCUGACCUCAUAAUUAAUAUUUAUCUCAAAAUAUGACUUAACAUUUUCACUCAUUUUAUAUUUUACUUAUCUUAAAUCUUUGACUCUAAAAAUUUACUUUUUAUGGCAUAGUUAUAACUUCUCUCAAAAUUAUGACUUUUAUCUCAUAAUUGACAUUAAGAGAUAAGUCAAAAUCAUGACUUUAUCAAAAUAUUUACUUUUUCUUUCAUGAUUAACUUAUUUCAGAAUGUCGACACUUUAUGUCAUAAUUAUGAUUUAUCUCAAAAAUGAAACUUUUUAUCUCAUAAUUGACUUAUCUCAAAAUUAUGAUAUCAAAAUGUAGAUUUUUUUUAUGUCAUAGUUAUGACUUACUUUUGGAGUAUAUUUUUCCGUAGCCUAAAAGGGGCUUCCAAAGAUUUUGACCCAAACCUCGCUAAAGUGAAAGUAGCCUGCCAAUGCAAUGUCUUGGUUCGACCAGCAGAGGACGGUGUUUAAUAUUUACACAUGCGGUUGGGAAUCCCGGGAGAUUUGCAGUGUUAUAAUUUUUUUGUCACCUGAACAGCAAACCUCAACAAAGAAGAUGUCGAUUGUGAAACUGAAAGUGUGCAGAGUUGCCGGGCAGCUGAGGAUGUGAAAUCAACGUGGUCAGGAACCACUUGGGAGGACGACAACUCUGCUGGGAGUCAGCAACAUGGCCACCUUCCCGCUGCUCCUCCCGCUCAUCAUGGUGUGCAUGGCGUCCGCCGCUCGCCCGCCCCGUCACCGCCCUCCGUGCCGCACGGUCCAGAUGAGUGUGGUCGUCUGCAGUGAUCUGAGCCUUACCAGCGCCCCCUUCAACCUCCCCCCGGGCGUUCAAACGCUGGACCUCUCGCACAACCAGGUGCAGAACCUCACCCUGGAAACCCUGGCGUAUCGAACGGACCUCCGUCACCUCAACCUCAACUCAAACAAGAUCCUCUUCAUCCAGCCCGGACUCUUUGAAAACAUGACUGAUCUUAAAGUCCUGGAUCUGGCCGGUAAUCACCUGAACGUCUUCGCACUCUCUAAAAACAAAAUUGGGACUCUCACAGCCGUGGAGACUCUUGAUCUGUCGAGCAACGGGUUGUACACCGGGAUGUCCGAUUUUUUAAUCGCGGACUCGCCGUCACUGCUGGAGCUGUCCUUGAACAGUAACAGCAUCACCAAAAUAGCACAAAACACUUUCAGGGGAGCUUUGUCCUUGAGGAAAGUUAGCCUCCACAACAACGUCAUUUUAGAGAUCGAAGACGGCGCCUUCGACUCUCUGGAUCAUCUCACUGAGCUCGACUUGUCCAAAAACUCCAUCACGUGUAUCACGGACUUCAACCUGAGUCGGUUAAAAGUGUUAAACCUCAACCAGAACAGUAUUGAGAUUUUCCAGAGCACGAGAUCGACCGACUUGUACGACUUACUAUUUCUGGAUUUAAGUGAGAACAAGCUGGCUCGCUUUCCGCUCCUCCCAGCGAACAACACCAUCCGGCAUCUAGACCUUUCACGCAACCAGCUGCAGAGCAUCAACAUGACCGACAUGCCAGAAAUGAAGACCCAUGUGGUUUUGAAUCACCUGAGAUACUUAGACUUGAGUUACAACCAACUCAAGGACACGCCGCAGUCCUUUUUCCACACAAUGACAUCCCUGGAGGUGCUGAACGUGAGCAACAACUGCAUAGAUUCGUUUUCUAUCGACGAUAAGAACCUUCUCCCCGCAGUGACAAUCAUCAACCUUAACUAUAAUUCUUUACAGAGACUUUCAUUCGGCGAAGCUACUCUACAAUCCUUGCGACAGCUUUUACUACAAGGAAACGACCUUAGCACCCUUGAACAGGAAACAUUUAAAACAUUUCCAAGUCUAAACCUCCUGCAGCUCCAGGAAAACAACCUGAAAGUCUGUCCCUCGGAUACAAAACUAUCUCCGUCGGACCCCAACCACAUCCAUCGUCCAGACUGUGUCUCUUUCUCUUUCAUUCCCAGUCUAAAGUCACUUUAUCUUUCUCAGAACAACCUAAAUAGUUUACCUUUAAGGGCAUUUGCUGGCACCCGUCUGAGCCUGCUGGACUUGUCCCUCAAUCCGGGUUUGGAAAUGCAUCCUGACUCUCUAUCCGGUCUUGAGCACACCCUAAUCCACCUGUUCCUGAGGGAAAACAACAUUUCCAAGCUGAACACGGACAUUUCCUCCUUGACAAGCCUCAAACUGGUAGACCUGUCCACCAACCAGUUAACCAGUCUCCCCACUUUGACCAGUGAGUCGUCCAUAGAAACUCUUAAUCUGCAGAACAACAGCUUAGUCACCCUAGAGCACAGCACCAUGGUCGCUCUGGAACGCUCGCUGAAAACGCUCUACGUGGGUUCCAACCCUCUCAACUGCUGCAGCAACCUCGGCUUCCUGUACUUGGUCCAGCACUCCGCCGUGGUGGUGCCCGACAUCGAGACAGUCACUUGCCUUCUCCAGGAGGACUCGGAACCGAUCAAUAUAAAAAAUGUAAACCGAGAGAUGUGUCAUCGACCGAAGAAAGCGAGCUACAUCUUCGGUAUCGUCGUGAUCGUGCUGUUCACGAUGAUCACGUUGGGACUGCUGGUGAAAUACUGCAAGUCGAGGAAACGGAAGCGCAUCAGAAGGUUUAGCGUAUGAACAACGCGUAGGGAGGACUUAUUCCUUUUUCGAAGGGAUGUGAAACCUUACUUUGGGUUUAAAAUCUCUGAUUUGUACGGAGUUACAAAGGUUGUGCAAGAAACCUUUCACAAGAAAGGAUGGGGCGAGGUACACCCCUUUGUCCACAACUGGGUGAGCAAAUAGUCAAACAGUUUAAGAACAACGUUUCUCAAAGUGCAAUUGCAAGAAAUUUAGGGAUUUCAACAUCUACGGUCCAUAAAAACAUCAAAAGAUUCAGAGAUUCUGGAGAAAUCACUCCACGUAAGCAGCAACCUCACUUUGGGUUUAAAAUCUCUGAUUUGUACGGAGUUACAAAGGUUGUGCAAGAAACCUUUCACAAGAAAGGAUGGGGCGAGGUACACCCCUUUGUCCACAACUGGGUGAGCAAAUAGUCAAACAGUUUAAGAACAACGUUUCUCAAAGUGCAAUUGCAAGAAAUUUAGGGAUUUCAACAUCUACGGUCCAUAAAAAUAUCAAAAGAUUCAGAGAUUCUGGAGAAAUCACUCCAUGUAAGCGGCAACCUCACUUUGGGUUUAACAUUUCUGAUUUGUACGGAGUUACAAAGGUUGUGCAAGAAAGGAUGGGGCGAGGUACACCCCUUUGUCCACAGCUGCGUGAGCAAAUAGUCAAACAGUUUAAGAACAUCGUUUCUCAAAGUGCAAUUGCAAGAAAUUUAGGGAUUUCAACAUCUACGGUCCAUAAAAACAUCAAAAGAUUCAGAGAUUCUGGAGAAAUCACUCCACGUAAGCGGCAACCUCACUUUGAGUUUAAAAUCUCUGAUUUGUACAGAGUUACAAAGGUUGUGCAAGAAAAAAGACUAGCAAGUAUGCCAAUUUAGUAGGCCACUUUAAGGGGUAUUUACCAAAAGGUAUUUACCUUUUGGUAAGUACCCCCUAAAGUGGUCUACUAAAUUGGCAUACUAGUGGUUGGACUGUCUGUAGGUCGUGAGUUCAAACCCCGGCCGAGUCAUACCAAAGACUAUUAAAAAUGGGACCAUUACCUCCCUGGUUGACACUCAGCAUCAAGGGUUGGAUUUGAGGGUUAAAUCACCAAAAAUGAUUCCCGGGCGCGGCACCGCUGCUGCUCACUGCUUUCCUCACCUCCCAGGGGGUGAACAAGGGGAUGGGUCAAAUGCAGAGGACAAAUUUCACAACACCUAGUGUGUGUGUGACAAUCAUUGGUACUUUAACUUUAAUUUGUCAACUUUAACCUGGAGGUGACUGCAGUUUUGGACUAUUAAUGUCUAGUCAUGGUGUCCUGUUUGGUUAAAUGAAAAAUGGACUUCUCCGCUGCUCUUUCCUGGGACAGAACAUAAAAUGUUGGCUUAUUUAGGGAGACACGCCUCCUAGCCUUACCCUUAUUAUUAGCUUAGCUUCACAUAGCACAUCCCAAAAAGUGGAAAUGAAGGAAUAGUAGGUGAAUGAAAGUUAAAUCUGAUACAAAGUUUUUAAAAACUCUCCUGAAGUUGUUUAAUUUUAGCUAGUAGAACAAGGCUAACUGGUCUUUAAGCUAGUUUCUUUUUAAAGCUAGCUUCUGGCCUCACUUUGGCAUCAAUCUGAUAACGCUAAUAACAAGCAACACAAUUCCUAAACGGCCAAUUUUCUAGAAAACAAACAAAGCACUACAAAAAGCAAGGUAAGAUUGUAAUUACCGUUGUGAGAUGAAGUAUGAAAGUGUGGCAGUGAAGAAGUCACGUGACAUGAGCGUACACUUUAUGUGAUUUGCACUUUAGGCUUUCUAUGGUGUGUGUGUGUGUGUGUGAUUGUAUCAGUUGUGAACACUAAGGAAUAAUACUGAAAGUCAUAGGACUAUAAAUGGUCGGAGUAAUCCGUUAUUUAUUUUUCUAUUUUAUAAGCCAAGCUGUGUAUUUUAACUGUGUUUUACAUAGCAUGUAUAAAUAUAUGAUUGAUAUAAAUGUAUGGCGCAUAUAUAGUGAAAUUAAAGGGCUGUGCUGUAUUGUGGUGACACACUGACAAAAUGUGAUUAAAUGUAAACCUGUGCACACUGUAA